AUGCCAUUGACGCCACUGGCCACAUGGACGCCACCUGCACCCACAGGCCUCCUGUACUACGCCACGUACGUCGGCGACUGGACGCGGUCGCUCCUCCAUCAAACGCGACGACUCUCGGACGACUGGUAUCGCAACGCGCUGCGCAGCGUGCUCAUUGCCAAGUGCGUGGCCGACGGCGGCAUGUCCCGCUGCGUCCCCACCGACAGCGCUGACGCCGACCGCUACACCAACUCGACAUGUGUGCGCAUGUUCGACGCAGGCAAUUGCCAUGACCGUCAUCUAUGCGAGCGCGCCAUGUCGUGUCGCUGGUCGCCGCCGUCGGGGUCGGCGACAUCCAUCCGAGUCGAGUUCUUUGACGACGAGCAAGCCGACGCCGCGACGUUGUGGGCCACGAUAGAGUACCCCAAGUCCAUCGCGCCGUACGCACUUCUGGGCCUGGUCAUGGCAUGCGUCGUCCUUGUCAGCAUCAUCCUCUUUGCGAUCCUGCGCUUUGGCUGCGGCCGAUGCUACGGCACGUCGCCCCUCCGGAAGGGCUACACCGUCGUGGAUCGAUGGCUGCCCAUCAUGGCCGUCGCUGUAUCGACCGCCAUGCUCGUCGCGCUUGGACUGGUCGUAUGCCUCCUCAGUCCUGGUUACAUCCGCGGCAUCAGCCGGACGCUGGACACCUUGCAUGACACCGCCACGUCCCUCGUUCAGAUCCAUGCCGACCUCUCGCGGCCGUUGACGGACCUCGCCACGUCCUUUCGCACCGCGCGCGCUGCAUUUGCAGGCGAACCCACCGGUUCCUCGCUCGCGGCAUCGUCCCUCUCGCUUCUGCCACUUGACGUUGCCAACGUCACAAACGCAUCGCACGCAUUUAUCGAUCGCUUCUCCGCUUCCCGCAUCGGGUCGUUCCCGUCGUAUGCGUGUCGACAGCCGGCGCCGACCGCGCCGCCAUACGCUGCGACUUCCAACAUGCCGUGCAUUGCGUGUCCUGACGUCGUCUGCGGUGACGCCGCGCCGCGUCUUGACGCGAUGCUCACCCCCGUCGCCGCCGUCGUCCAUGAGAUUGAAUCGCUCGCGGGAUGGGCGCGCGACCACGUCGAUGCCGUUGCCGCGACCACCGACUUGGACGCUAUCCUGUCGGCGCUCUCGUCGCUCGGGACAUCGGCCGCGGCGUUUUCAUCGACCGUCUACCCCCCGCUCCACGACAUCCUGGGCCGCGUUCAAGUUGGCGGAUUCAGCGCCGUUCUCGCCGCGUUUGCCACCGCGCUGGCGGCGUCCGUGCUCGCCCUGGUCGGCAUCCUGCAUGGGCUGCGGUCGCCCACGAGCGGAUGUCUAUACGUGCUUCAUCUAAGCUGGAUCUUGGCCAUCUCGUUCGCCAUCACGGGGUUCGUUGCGUCCGGCGCGCUCGCCGCCGCGUCCGUCGUCGCCAACGACCUGUGCCGGUCCAUGGCGGUCGUGCUGCAAACCCCAGAGCCGUUUUUGCCGCCUCCUGCUGCUGCUCUUGUGAGGACGUGCGCCAUUCCUCCGCAACCGUCCUCGGCGGCCGAUGACAUGGCCACGGCCCUUGUUGCGCUCGAGCUCGACAACCUGACUCGGCUCGGGUGUGUGCUGCACACUGGCCUCGUCGCGUCCAACGCGACCGUCGCGGACAAGCUCGGCCAAGCCGCCGCCGCCAUGCAGUCGUACAGUGCCCAGCUUGCCAGGAACGCCGUGCCCACGGCGUUUGUGAACGACGGGCUAGCGCGAUUCCUCGUAGCGCAGGCCAGCGCUGCCGCCGCGGCGCCAUGGACCCCCCACACGAUCCGAACUCCAUGGACAGCUCAUGGCCUUGUCAAUGCCACACAGUCGUGCAGCGGGGCCGCCCAUCCCGCGCUCUGCUACAUGUACGAACGAUGCGGAGAUGCCAAGGGGUGCUUUGAAAAGUUUGAAACAGCGUAUGCAUACGUCACCGCGUACGACGAGAUCGAGGCGGUUGCGGCAGCCAUGCACGUCGCGUUCGACGCGGGAGACGAGCGGCUGGCGCGGCAAGUGCAGGCGGUCGUGGACGCGCUGCGCGCGGCCGCGACAACGCAGCAGGCGCAAUUGCAACAAAGCCCGAUUGGAGACGUGGCCCGCCGCACGCGCGGGCUUCAAUGCGUUUCGAGUAUCUCGUGUGGGUUUGUUCGCACCAGCGCGGCCAAGCUCGAGCACUACUUUUGCAAAGACACCGCGCGGUUUACGGCGCUGGCGGCGGCCGCGCUCUUCGUCGCGAGCGGAUUGUACCUGUGUCUGGCGCUGGCGACGCUGAUGCUGCAGAAGCGCCUCCAGGGACGCGUCAAGAUGAUGUGGUGGAAGCGGCGGAGCGUGCUGGCGCGCCAGAAGAAGCGAGGCACCGCCGUGCCAUCGUCCGUGUCGUCGUCAGACUCGGUGGCCGGCCCGCCGCCGCGACCCGUGCGCAUCAGCGGCCUCGUCAUCAUGCCAGAGCUCCAGGCGAAAGACCCUGCCAUGUCGUCGUAG
This is a messenger RNA of Aphanomyces invadans, 2481 nucleotides long. RefSeq lists its product as hypothetical. Lineage: Eukaryota; Oomycota; Saprolegniomycetes; Saprolegniales; Verrucalvaceae. The record is from RefSeq and is a predicted model, not a curated record. Bases 1 to 2481 code for a protein of 826 amino acids. The transcript has 2 exons.